This is a messenger RNA of Myripristis murdjan (pinecone soldierfish), 1737 nucleotides long. It is a transcript of the gene svopl, whose product is annotated as SVOP-like. Gene Ontology annotation, molecular function: transmembrane transporter activity. The transcript has 16 exons. NCBI's taxonomy places the organism in Eukaryota, Metazoa, Chordata, Actinopteri, Holocentriformes, Holocentridae. Gene Ontology annotation, biological process: transmembrane transport. Bases 17 to 1645 code for a protein of 542 amino acids. Gene Ontology annotation, cellular component: membrane. The record is from RefSeq and is a predicted model, not a curated record.
UGUUACACUUGGGGUGAUGACGCCGCCACUUCCUGAUACACCUGGUGCAGGUCAACAAAAACAUUGUGUGUUGGAGGCAGCUAACGAGCGUUUUGCAUUGUCUACAGCAUGCAAAGAGAAGCCGCUGCGAGCUUCAGGCAGGAAAAAAGACAUGGGUGAUUCAAUGAAGACUGAGCUGGUCAACGCCAUCCAGCUGCAGGACGUGGAGCUGGACGAGAACCCUCGCCACCUGUCCUGGAACACCAAGAACAACAAUGCAGAGCAGACAUACAGCGUGGAGAAAGCGGUGGAGACAAUUGGGUUUGGACGCUUCCACAUCCUGCUGUUCAUUAUCAUGGGCAGUGCCAAUAUAGUGGAGGCGAUGGAGAUCAUGCUUUUGGCAGUGGUGUCUCCAGAGAUCCGCUGUGAGUGGCGUCUGGAUGACUGGCAGGUCGCUCUGGUCUCCACGAUGGUGUUUCUGGGCUUCAUGGUGUGUGGGGUCCUCAGCGGAUACAUUGCAGACAGAUAUGGACGCUGGAAGGUGGUGUUUGGCGGUUUCGUGUGGAGUGCUUACUUUUCCCUGCUCACCUCGUUUGCUCCCUCGUACGGAUGGUUUAUAUUCCUGCGGAGCAUGGUGGGCUGCGGUGUGGCUGGGGUCUCCCAGGGGUUUGUCUUGAAGACAGAAUUCAUCCCUGCUAAGCACAGAGCUUACCUCCUGCCUCUGGCCUCUAUCUUCUGGAUGUUUGGUUCCAUGCUGAUCAUCAUCCUGGGAAUGCUAGUGGUUCCCACCUUGGGCUGGAGAUGGAUGAUCCGCAUUUCUGUUGCCCCCAGCAUCAUACUCAUUUUUCUAUUCAAGUUCAUUCCAGAGUCGGCUCGAUACAACGUGUCAGCAGGUAACAUUCAGGCAGCUGUGGAAACUCUCCAACGGAUUGCCAAGAUGAACAAUGCUUCCUUACCACCUGGACAGCUGUUUGAACCAGUGGAGACUGAGAGGGGCAGUUGGCGUAUCCUGCUCAGUCCAUCUUUCAGGAGGACGUCUGUGCUACUGUGGUAUGCAUGGUUUGUAGCUUCGUUUGCCUACUAUGGCUCUGUGCUGAGCAGUUCAGAGCUGCUCGAGAAGAACCUGCUGUGUGUGACAGAUGCUGACCGGGCCCACCAGAUCAAACACCGCCAUGAGGACGGACCGUGCUACUGCAUCCCCUUUGCACCCAGCGACUACCACACCCUUCUCAUCAGCUGCUUUGGGGAGGUCGCACUUGUCCCCCUGAACAUCGGUCUGUUGAAUGUGCUUGGACGGAAGAUGAGUUUGUCAUUUCUGCAGCUUAUGGCAGCCGUGGUAUUCAUGUUGCUCAACAUCUGUACUUCAAUGUUUGGUUUUACUGUGCUACUCUUCUUGCUCAGGUCUCUGGUCUCCAUGAAUUUUAAUGUGGUCUAUAUUUAUACUGCUGAGGUGUAUCCCACCGUAGCACGCUCUUUAGGAAUGGGCUUCUGUACUUCCUUCAGUCGCAUCGGAGGCAUGAUUGCACCUUUCAUAGCUCAGGUGUUGAUGUCAGAGUCAGUGUUGCUGGCCCUGUCGCCCUUUUCUGUGGCCUGUGUAAUCUGUGCAGUUGGAAACUUCCUACUGCCCAUUGAGACCAAGGGACGAGCACUUCUGCAAAACUCCUGAUGUUGCUGUUGAUAAAAGUAUACUUUGUAAGCUAUUUUAUUAUUGAUAUACAUCCAAUCUAAAGAUAUUAAAUGUUACUUUGAUCAACGCUA